AUGUUUAAAUUUUGUCAAAAUCUGAAAAACUACUUUUCAAGUUCAUUCCUACCUUACAAUCCAAAAGGAUAUACGGAUAUUUCACAAUAUAUUAAAUACCAUGAAUCAAUAAAAAGGAAAUUAUAAACAUUUGAUGUCUCUGAUAAUUAAUUUAUCUUUGCAUACAAUAAUUUUCUAAAUUCCAUUUAAGAUAAUGAUUUUAAUCAAUAUGCUCAUGAAGUUUGUGAUAAAAAAUUAGCAAAUUAAUUUAUUGAAGGACUUUCUAAAAUUUAGAAGAAAUAAUUAACAUUUGAAAAAGUGAUUAAUGAUAAUGUUUAAGAAUAAAUAUACUACACAGAUUCUAAUGUUUUUAUCUACGUAGAUAGAAAUAUUUCUUUAUAUGAUCAUGUAAAUUAUAUUUUAAGGUUAGUUGUCACCAAACACAAAAGGUGAAAAUCCAAAAUUAACUGCCUUAAUUUCAGAAGGAAAGGAGCUUUUGAACUGUUAUUCAAUAGGAGCCUUUAUAAAAUCUAAAUUGAGCAUAAAGAUAUCGGGCUGUGAGGUAUAAAUAUUAAAAAUUUGAUAAGAACGAACCUGAAAAUUUCCAUCACGUUAGAUUUUUGGUACUUAAAGAUUCGAAAGAGCUAAAAAGUCUGUAUUAAACUUUAAAAUCUUUAUUAAUUUUUAAUGAAAAAGAGAUUUAUUUUGGAAAUAAUCCUACCUGGAAAAUACUAGAUAUAGAUAGAUGUAUGGAAAAAUAGUAUCCCGAAUAUUUUUGA
Molecule: messenger RNA, 758 nt
Organism: Paramecium pentaurelia
Lineage: Eukaryota; Ciliophora; Oligohymenophorea; Peniculida; Parameciidae
Source: the annotation of a GenBank genome assembly